ACCAUCGCCACAGCUCGCCUUUGCUCUAGCUGCUGCUUCCUCCUUCGCUGCGGGGGAGCGUCGCCUCCCACCUCCAUCCUUCUGUUGUAAAUAUACCCAUUUUUCUUUGUAUUGAGUGCAUGUUGCCUUUCUCUGGAACCAUAGGUUUAUGAGUUUUACGAACGCUGUGAAGAGGCGGGCCUGGGUGGUCAGGAAUUUCGUGCGUGAAGGUUGAACAGGUCACUGUCUGCUGUUAGAUUGUGCAGAUCGUGCAGUGCGCUUCUUGUGGCACGACUCUGUUUUUACGAUGGCGACGGCAAUGUCAACAGCAGCUCUCACGGUUCUCCUCACUCACUGCCCCGUGUCUCUACACCAUAAAUCCGCAACUGCUUCCGUGGCACUACGAGGUCCUAAUGUUAAAAAUAGCAAACUCAUCCAGCCGAACUCUAUUGCUCUCGCACCUUUUGGAUCCGGAAUUUGCCAAGAGCGAAAGGCGUCGCAGAAAUGCUACUCCAGCAGGUCAUUUGACAACGGCCUCCCGAUCGACCAGCCAUUCAGUGAAAAUGACGAGGACUAUGUGGACUCUACUGUGCUGGAAGCUUUGGAGGUCAAGAGCGGGCCUGAGGGCUUCAUCAUUAAAAUGCGAGACGGGCGAACCCUCAAAUGUGAGCACAACACGCCGGAUUCGGGUCAUCUUCCAGAGUACGGCCCUCAGCCUGCAAUUGUUCUUCAAUUGAACAAAGGAUCCAAACUCCUGCUUCCCAUUAUUGUUCUGGAGCUCCCUUGCACAAUGCUUAUUGAGGGUAUUCGGAACGUCCCUGCUAUUCGUCCUACGGUAUACCACGUGAUGAAGAACAUGAUUGAGGUGAUGGGGUACCAGCCCAAGAUGGUGCGAGUUACGCGUCGAGUGCACGAAGCCUACUAUGCACGCGUUUACCUGAGCAAAGUGGGAGAUGAGUGUGGAGAGGUCGUGAGCUUGGACCUUCGCCCUUCGGACGCUAUCAAUUUGGCUGUGCGAUGCAAAGUGCCUAUCCAGGUGAACAAGUGGCUUGCGGAGGGAGAUGGCGUGUUCGUGGUUGAUGAGCCCGUGAAGCUGCCAUCUCGUGCUUUGCGGUCUUCCGGAUCCCUCACCAUGACCAACCUUGAUAGACCUGAUUCAUCUCCAUGCGCUGCAGCCGAAGAAUUUGUACUAGUGAGAAGCAUGAUGAUGGCUGCUGUGGAGGAGCGGUAUAGUGACGCUGCGAAGCUGAGAGAUGAGCUCAGGCAGCUGCGGAAUAAGAAGAAACGAUCCCGUCAAUUCAAGCAAUUAUGAAAGAUUCCAAAGGGAUUUGACAUGCAAGGCAUUUUUUCGUUGAUUAAAUGACUUCUGUGCACCAAUGCUGGAGCUUACGUGAGAUAGAGAUGAUGAUUGGCUUUGAGGAAUCAAAGCUGUAGUUCAUAGUUUUGUAUGUAGUUCUGUACAUAGUGUUCAAAUUUCUCGAGUUGUCUGGUUGGGUGUUAAGUAGAAAGGUAUAGACUGCGCAGUCAGGUAAAUAUUUGGGUGGAGUCGUUUAAUAAGUCGAGGCAUGGAUUUUUGUAAAAACUCCAUAGCUCCUUGCUUUCGAUAUUAUUUUAUGUAGAUACAGUAAAUGGGCGGGGUAGUGAUGUAGUUGCAGAGCUUCGCUUGUCGAGCUCCAAUCUGUCGAAAUCAAUGGCAUUGCUUUUUUAUGCCUCUUAUUAUGAAUAUGAAAUCGCCUCAUCACAGCGAUCAUCGAUUUCUCUUA
This is a messenger RNA of Physcomitrium patens, 1742 nucleotides long. Its product is annotated as bifunctional nuclease 2. The record is from RefSeq and is a predicted model, not a curated record. Gene Ontology annotation, biological process: protein ubiquitination. Gene Ontology annotation, cellular component: VCB complex; nucleus. Gene Ontology annotation, molecular function: nuclease activity. Lineage: Eukaryota; Viridiplantae; Streptophyta; Bryopsida; Funariales; Funariaceae.